Messenger RNA from Lytechinus variegatus (green sea urchin), 1987 nucleotides. RefSeq names its product cyclin-dependent kinase 4 inhibitor C-like. Gene Ontology annotation, molecular function: protein binding. The transcript is spliced from 6 exons. The record is from RefSeq and is a predicted model, not a curated record. Lineage: Eukaryota; Metazoa; Echinodermata; Echinoidea; Temnopleuroida; Toxopneustidae. The coding region runs from base 615 to 1253 and encodes 212 amino acids.
AGAUCUAUAAACAAGAAAAAAAAAUUGUCUGCAAGUUUCGACAUGCACCCUAAAUUUGAUCAAAACAACUGACUGGGGAAGUUCGACGGACAUUUAAAUAAUACCCUGGAUGUACUGUGUUUGAGGCAUUUAAACUUAUUUCUAUGUUGAUGAACGUCUGCAAAAGUUAUCUCUACUGUGAGUGCUGGCGGGAAAACUUUGGAAAUAUACUAUAGUGUAUACAUUAUUAUUGGAUCUACUACAAACAGUUUUUAACAUUUUGAAAAAUAGUUCCCGAGCUUUUCUACAAAAUAAAUUUUAUGCUCAGAGGAAUGUAGGUUUUACUUGGACGAUCUGGUAUUCUGAGAAGACUUCUCUUCCGUUUCAAAGUUGGAUCCGCUCAUCAUGCAUCAUCUACAAGCCAAACCGGAUAGACAUGAUUGCCAGUAGAACAAGCCGGAUCGCCAGACAAGAACGAUUAAACUGAUUUGAUAUUAACUUAACUUGGAUAUUAACAACGAGAACCACUAAUCAUCCAAACGGAUCGGAUAACUUUGACGGGGAUCAUAACGUCAUCUAUCUUGAAUCCUCCGUGAUUUGAAUGAGUGACUCCGACUUGGACUUCGAGCACGACAAUGGCUGCUCCGGAUCCGGUCGAUGUGCUAGAUCAGGCAACGAUUAAUGAAAUGACACAGGCUGCAGCAAAUGGAAAUCAUGGUAGAAUCGAAGAAAUACUUGCUCAAGCUCAAAAUCCAAGGGAUGCCGUCAAUGAGGUCAACAACUAUGGCCGUACGGCCAUCCAGGUAAUGAACACCAUGUGUGAAAGCACUGCCCGUACACUCAUCAACCAUGGCGCCAAUGUCAACAUCCCUGACCCCGACGUCCGAAGGACAAUUCUUCACGACGUCGCUGAAAAAGGAUCAAUCGAAGUGCUCGAUCUCCUCCUGCAGAACGGAGCCGACGUCAUUGCUCGGGACAACUGGGGCAACACACCCGCGCACCUUGCAGCCAGUGAAGGCAGAGAUAUAAAGGUUUUAGAAAGGCUGUCACAAUUCUGUACACUAAGGGAGGUUAACACUGAAGGGAAUACCCCUCUGGAUCUCGCCAGAGAAAAGGGACACCAACAGGUCGUCGAAUGGAUUCAGAAUCACCAUACUCGAGUGUAUUCACUGCAAUUUCUGGUAAGGAGGUUGAUCAGAAUACGUGUCCGGGUUAUAGGAAACUCAGUUGGGAAUUUUCCACGUCCUCUCAUGGAUUACCUACACGGGAGAUGACAAGUGGAAAUGUGUUCAUGUAUCUUCUGGAGUGGAGGUUGCGUGCAGGACUUUGUCACGGAUCAAUUCUCCUCUGCUAUAUUUGUGCUCCCUAUUUCUUUUCCAAUAAUAAUUCUAUCAAAAUUGUAAAAUGAUUUUCCAAGCAAAACAAUGAUGAAUUAAACAUGAAUAGAAAAGUAAUAAUAAAGAGAAAAUAAUAUCUCACAAUUCCAAACUUUUUAUAUUUUACCAUGGGGCCAAAUUAAGGUGCAGUGUAUUUCGAUCCCGAGGGUCUUUCAAAAUAUGUUAAUUUCUUACCUUUCAGAUGAAUAUUUGGUACAAAUUACUUUUUGAAACUGAAAUCAAUAUUGUUUGAUUACAUGCGUUCACAAUAUUUCUAAAUGAAUUUCAUACUCGGAAUGACUUUAGCCGAGCGCCAAUUCUGAAUAAGAUCGAGAAACGCAUAUUCUAAAAAAAAAAAUCAGAUUGGAAUCAGCUGAUAAUCCCAUUUCAAAGUGAUCCCAUAGCCAAUCCACUUGAAAUUUACAACUAAGAGUGAAUCAUAAUUAAAAAUAUCGUAUUUUUGUUUUAUUCAUGCACUUUAGAUAUUUUCCUAUUCAGUCCUGGGUUGUUUCCUCCUUGUCACGUUCUAACUUUCCUUUUUAACUUAACGACUGACUAGAAUACUCCCCAGGGAGUGGAGGAUGUGGACACGUUGUGUGCGGGAAUGGCUGAUUGAAUCCGAUGACCGGGGU